Molecule: messenger RNA, 663 nt
Organism: Rasamsonia emersonii CBS 393.64
Lineage: Eukaryota; Fungi; Ascomycota; Eurotiomycetes; Eurotiales; Trichocomaceae
Exons: 3
Coding region: 1-663 (220 amino acids)
Source: RefSeq, a predicted model, not a curated record
AUGACGACCAACAAUCCGGUCCUGGAAACAGACCUCGAGCUGGAACCAGCAAACCUCCGCGACGAUGAAAAUGUCUUCCCAACCCUGAGCACCCUGCCGAGUACGGACAACAUCGACUUUGACUUCUACAACAGCGUCGACGGUACAUUCUACGUUCCGACGCGCCACUGGUGUCUCCUGGCCGAGAUCGUCAACGUCCAUUUCUUCUUCCGGCUGCUGCUCGUCGUUCGCGACAAGGCUGGCCGUCACCUGCCCGUGUAUUUCUACACGGAGGAGCGCGGCUGGGAUUUUUUUGCUCACGUCACUUCGUCUGUCCUGUCUGCUUCUCAGCAGAACCAUGACCACCUGUCGCUGCCGCAGCAGGGGUAUACGAUUGCCAUUCUGUAUGCGCAUCGUCAUCUGUUCAUGGAUCUGUCAGUUGGGGUGAAACAGUUGGAGUUGGAUUCUAUCAAGAUUAUCCCCACGUCGCUGGACAACCUUCUCGAAUUGAGCGACCAGGUCCGUACUUAUUCCGCAAAGGCUAACGGCCAGAGGGCGUGUCACGGAUGCGGUCAGCGGAAAGACUCGUUGCUGAAAUGCAGCAAGUGUGGACUCUUCUGGUAUUGCUCUAAGGAUUCUCAGAGACGACGACGUGAAAGCGAUGUUGACGCUUCAGUGGAAUGA